Molecule: messenger RNA, 3143 nt
Organism: Lactuca saligna
Lineage: Eukaryota; Viridiplantae; Streptophyta; Magnoliopsida; Asterales; Asteraceae
Source: the annotation of a GenBank genome assembly
AUGUCGUCGUUGAUCAAUCGAAGUGGAAGAAGUAGAAAGAAAAGUGAGAGGAUAUUACUAAAAACGGCAUUCAGCAAAUUCACUAAUGAAGAAUCCAAUCCAUUGCUUAUUGAUAUUGAAGAUGCAGACAAUGAAGGAAACGAACUAGUACAACCUCAGAUUAGAAGAGAAGGACAGAAGAAGUUUUCAACACCUAAGAAGAAAACUAAAAAUCAAACUAUUGGUGUGGGGGAACGUGUUAAUCGCACACCAGCUCAUUCAAUGCGAAUGGAUCUUAAAGUUGUAGUUUUGAGCUCAGAUUCAAAAAAAAACAGGAAACCCAAAGUCAAUGUGAAGAAGGUUGAUGGAGGAAAUUCAAGGUUCUCUAAAGCUAAAAAAAAUAUACAGAAAAAAAAAGGUUUCAUUGAAAGUUAUGACUUGACAGAAGACAGUGGAUUAAAUAGGGAAAAUGAAUUGAGAACAAAAAGACGUUUUGAUAGAUGUAAAACAAAAGGUGAUGAAGUUGUUGUUAUAAACUCAUUUUCAGAUGAAGACUCUGAUUUUGAGGCAGACAUAACCGUGGUAACAAGGAAAAAGAGAAGGCAUCAUACUUCAUUCAAAGAUGAUGACAAAGAAAAUGUGAAGAAAUUUAAAAGACAAAGGAAUAAAGAAGGAAAUGUGUUGAAGCCAAGAAAACAUCCUAAAGUUGUAGCAAGUGGUGCAGAAGAAGCUAAGCGAAUACAAGUACGGACAUCUCCAAAUGUUUUGUACAGUUGUAUGCAUAACCUUAGCAAGGAACAGGAAGCUUAUAUUUCUUCUAUUGGUCUGGGGCAUUUGUUGAAGAUGAAAGUGGAUGGGUGUGCAUCAAUUAUGGGGCAUUAUAUUGUAAGGAAUUUUAACGCAGAUAGGAUGGUACUCAAACUUCAUCAUGGAGAGAUACCAAUCAAUCGGCAAGUUAUUCACGAAAUGUUGGGUCUGCCUCUGGGACAUGUUACAAUAAAGUCUAUGCCUUAUAGAGAAGUCACAGAUGACACGAUAACUGUUUGGAGAAAACAAUUCGAAGAUGAAGAUAAUAUUAGACCAAGGGCAGUUCAACAAGUUAUUAUGCAGUCAACACGUGCGGAUUUAAUGUUUAAAGUAAACAUCUUUGUCCUGUUGUGUAAUACACUAGGUCAGUCGAUGAGCAUGGGCACGUGUGACCUGUCGAUGUUAUCAAAAGUGACUAAAGAUCUGGAUCUAAGUGACAUUGAUUGGUGUGGAUAUGUUUUUGAUUGCCUUAAGGAGACAAAAAGUGCGUGGAAUCCAAACAGCAAAAAAGGAUUCUAUGUUGGGCCAAUUAUAUUACUGCUGUUGCUAUACGUAGAAAGUGUUCGAUGCGAUUCAGUGAAGAUUGUACGAUGCAGACCAGCAAUAUGUUGUUGGAGUGUUGAUAAACUACGUGAGCGAGAAAGAGUAGAGUGUAGGACAAUUGGUCUGGGUAUGGGUGAAUUGCAAGAUCCAUUUCAAUUCAUCAAUGAAGCAUCGGGAACUGGUAAUGUAGGGCAAGAAAAAGUUCAGGGAAAUGAUGCAGGAGAUGUAAGGUGUAAGGGAAAUCAUGGAGAUGAUAUUUUUAGUGGAAGUGGGGAAACUGUUGAGACAACUGUUUCAACAAUAAAGGAGAUGUACGACAUGAUAUUGCAGCAAAAGAAAGUGUUGGAAGAAAAAAUAAAUGAUGCUGUCAAGAAAUAUCCUGAUAAUCAGUUGGUCAAAGAAUGGAAAAACAAAGUAAAUGAUUUGUUUACUGAAGUUUCUGCAUCAGAGGAACCAGAACAAUCUCAAUGGUGGUAUGAUAACGAGGCUGAAAUUGAACGUACGCUGAUUCUAGCUACAACUAACAAACAGUUUGACAACUCCGCGUUAGCAAAAUGUAGUAUUCAAAUGUCACAGGAAUAUGCAGAUUUCGCGAAUAGAUCUGGAACAAAAUCUUUUAAGAAUACACCACCAUCUAAAAUGGAAAUGCCAAUUCCUUUGUCUGUAGUACCAUUCAACAAAGAUGAACAUUGGGUUAGUAGAAGAGGGUACAGGCCUCGCAUGAAAUCCGAAUAUCUGAAAUCUCCUUACGUUAUACGGGCUGUUGAUAUCAUCAAAGGAGUUCCACGGCAGGAAAAACGUGUAGCAGAAUGGAUAUUCUCUCUCCAGGGAGAUCCAAAUGAUAUAGUUUUCCACACUCUGGAUGGGUUUUCUGCACAGAGGUUUCAUAUGGAAAGUUUUUUUCCAACAUGUGAACUAUUUGGCCAUGUCAUUGAUUGUUGGAGUCAAGUGUUGAAUCUUGAUGAAAGUAAGCGUGCACCUGAAUCGCCCCUGAGAGUUUAUUGCAAGACAGAUGUGACGAAUUCGUAUCUAGAAAGUGGUUUAACAGAAAGUCAACGUAAAGAUAAAUUCAUUGAGAAUUUGGUGCUUUCUAUUGAAGAUAUGGACGCAAGCCUACGUUUUGUUGGACUGCUUUUCCUACCAAUCAUCCGUUCCUUCCACAUUUUCCUUUUUGUGAUCAAUCUACAACAACCAGAGUUUGUAAUCGUUGACAACAGCAAAGUUGAUGAUCCUGAUGGUGAGAGAUAUGGUCAGUUGCCCCAAAUCAUUAAAGAGUACAUAGUUGAUUACUUAAAAUCUCAGAAUCAUCCAAAAGCUGAGAUGUUUUCACAUGUGAUGCCACAUAGACUGGAAAUGCCUUGGAGAACAAUAAACAACAGCAUUGAUUGUGGUGUGUUUACGAUGCGUCACAUGGAAACAUAUAUGGGGGGAAGUAUGAAUGAGUUUAAAGCUGGAUUCAAGAACGAGUCUUCUGCACAAGAUGAUCAACUUGUUAAACUGAGGACAAAGUAUUUAUACAAAAUACUCACUCAUGAAUAUAAUGUGCAAAAGGAUUAUGUGCUGCAAAAGGUUGAUGAAUUCCACAAGAUUCCUUCAAAACAACGUUCUCAAAUGUUGGCCAUUGCAAAGGAAGAAAUUCACAGGAGAUUGGAUGUUUUAAGUUAAUUGUUUUAAGAAAGUAAUUUUAGUUAUGACUUUAAUGGUUUCUUUUGGAUGGAUUAAAAACAAUGCUUUUGUAUGCUAAGGAUGUUAACUUGGGUUGCUGUACGUACAAUACUUACUUUUGGUUUGCUAAUCUUAGUAAUGGACUAGUG